UCACCACCACCACGAAGAUCACCAACGUCAUGCCCUCCGCGACCUCCCUCACGACCAGAGUCGUGCUAUGCUGCGGGAAUCGCCGAUCAAUUUCGGGAAGGACCACUGCUCUCCGUCCUGAUUCAGAGGAGGUUCCUGCUCAUCGCUGCGCAUUGCGUUCUUGAUCCUGACAGGCCCGUUAGACGGCUUCGCCUGGGAAACCUGAGGCCUGUCGAUUAUGAGGUGUCUAGGGUCAUCAUUCAUCCAAACUACAAACUUAAUACCCAUGAGCGGUAUAACGACGUAGCCCUUCUUCAGACUAAAGAAGCCAUCCAGUUCAAUGAGGAGGUUUAUCCAUCUUGCCUGACAGACCAGAGGCCUCCUGCUGGCUCUGCAGUUACAGAUAACGGCUCAGAUCUCGCGCCUGCGCAAAGGGACGAAGGCAACCUGGAAAUAGUGCACCCGCUCCAGUGCGAGAUCCUCUACAAGAGCGAAGGGAUGGCGAACUCGCUCAGAGUUCAAUAUCCUCGGUUCAUUCGGGACACAGACAUCCUUUGCGCCAAUUUUCGAGGAAAUAAUCGAUGUGAAAAGAGCACGAGAGGUCCUCUCUUCCUAGACGAGUCGGGGCGUCGGUUCCUCAUCGGCUUCGUCAGCAAAGACGCCUCGUGCAGGCGAACAGCCGCCGCCUCCAUCAGCCUUCCUGGAUUUUUACACAAGCGGUGGGCGGACCAUAUUAACUCAUCAACAGCAUCAUUUAUCCUUAAAUGUCCAUUUUCCCACACCGUCUUUCCUUUGUGGACAAAGUGGUAUGUUACGGUACUGAAGGGUUAA
This is a messenger RNA of Macrobrachium nipponense, 810 nucleotides long. RefSeq names its product CLIP domain-containing serine protease B4-like. The annotation marks the transcript as partial. The transcript has 5 exons. Gene Ontology annotation, molecular function: serine-type endopeptidase activity. Lineage: Eukaryota; Metazoa; Arthropoda; Malacostraca; Decapoda; Palaemonidae. Gene Ontology annotation, biological process: proteolysis. The record is from RefSeq and is a predicted model, not a curated record.